Messenger RNA from Planococcus citri (citrus mealybug), 1415 nucleotides. RefSeq names its product developmentally-regulated GTP-binding protein 2. Gene Ontology annotation, biological process: cytoplasmic translation. The transcript has 7 exons. Gene Ontology annotation, cellular component: cytoplasm. Gene Ontology annotation, molecular function: GTP binding; GTPase activity. NCBI's taxonomy places the organism in Eukaryota, Metazoa, Arthropoda, Insecta, Hemiptera, Pseudococcidae. The record is from RefSeq and is a predicted model, not a curated record. The coding region runs from base 150 to 1241 and encodes 363 amino acids.
AAAAAAAAUGUCCACGAUAAGAAUUAUCACUAAAAUAAAAAACGAAUGCGUGUAUUCCGGUGUUAGAGCUUUUAAAACUGGAAAACUUUCAUGUCAGAAGAUAAUUUGUGAGAUAUUCCGGUAUUUCGUAGGAUUACCCGACUGUUAAAAUGGGUAUUUUGGAGAAAAUAUCUGAAAUCGAGAAGGAAAUCUCUCGUACUCAGAAAAACAAAGCCACCGAAUACCAUUUGGGUGUAUUAAAAGCCAAACUAGCCAAGUACCGGGCUCAGCUUUUAGAACCGUCUAAGAAAUCCGAGAAAGGCGAAGGAUUCGAUGUACUGAAAUCCGGCGAUGCUAGAGUAGCUCUUAUUGGUUUUCCUUCUGUCGGAAAAUCUACGCUGUUGAGUACGUUGACGAAAACUGAGAGUGAAUGUGCUUCUUACGAGUUCACCACAUUAACUUGUAUUCCCGGUGUGAUCGAGUACAAAGGUGCCAAUAUUCAGUUACUCGAUUUGCCCGGUAUUAUCGAAGGUGCUUCGCAAGGCAAAGGACGUGGUCGUCAGGUUAUCGCCGUAGCGAGGACUGCUGAUUUAGUAUUAAUGAUGUUAGAUGCUUCGAAACAAGACGUUCAAAGGGAGCUUUUAGAAAAAGAAUUGGAAAGCGUCGGUAUUAGGUUGAAUAAACCGAAACCUAACAUCUACUUCAAAGUGAAAAAAGGCGGCGGAAUAGCGUUCAAUUCAACCUGCGCUUUGACCAAAAUCGAUGAAAAAAUGGUUCAAAUGAUACUCCACGAAUACAAGAUUUUCAACGCUGAAGUUCUAUUCAGAGAGGACUGUACAGCUGACGAGUUGAUCGAUGUAAUAUCGGCGAAUCGAGUUUACCUGCCGUGCAUUUACGCGUACAAUAAAAUAGAUCAAAUUUCCAUCGAAGAAGUCGAUCGAAUUGCUAGAAAACCGAAUAGCCUCGUUGUUAGUUGUAACUUGCAUCUGAACCUAGACUAUUUAUUAGAAGUGCUAUGGGAAUACCUAUCUCUAAUAAGAGUAUAUACCAAAAAACCCGGUCAAGCGCCCGAUUUCAACGAUUGUCUGAUUUUAAGAAGAGGUGUUACGGUCGAGCACGUUUGCCAUGCUAUACACAGAACUCUGGUUGGAGCAUUUAAAUACGCUUUGGUUUGGGGCACGAGUACUAAAUAUUCUCCUCAACGAGUAGGAUUAACUCACACUAUGGAUGAUGAAGAUGUUAUUCAAAUUGUCAAGAAGUGAUAUUGGUGUUUUUUUUACCUGAUUUGUUAUGAAAUUCGUUCUGUUUUAUGAAUCGGCCUUCUCUUCUGUUUUUUUUUCUACAUCGUACUACUUUUUUAAAAUAAUUAGUUACUGUCGUUAAGUGUAAGUGAUGUUGAGGCGUAUUGAAUUAAACAUAACAUCGGUUUGAUAAUA